CUGGCAAAACACUUGGUUUUCAUGGGACACCCUGUGACUUCGGGACCUUAGUAAAGCCUGGCUUCUAACUCAUGGACAGAUUGUAACGAAUUCUAAUUUCCUGCUUCGUGGCUGCUAAAUCAAAUUAUAGAUAUGACUUCUUCAAAUACUACCCUUGACGAUAAGGACACCUUUAAAAUCUUGGUGGCCACAGACAUUCACCUCGGCUAUUUGGAGAAAGAUGCGGUGCGUGGAAAUGACAGCUUUGUGACAUUUGAUGAAAUUCUGAAGCUCGCUCAUGAUAACGAGGUUGACUUUCUACUGUUGGGUGGAGAUCUUUUUCACGACAAUAAACCCUCCCGGAAGACCUUGCACACAUGUCUGGAGAUGCUGCGAAAAUACUGCAUGGGAGACCGUCCUAUCCAGUUUGAGAUUCUCAGUGACCAGUCUGUUAAUUUUGGCUUUAGCAAGUUUCCAUGGGUAAAUUACCAGGAUAAUAAUCUCAACAUUUGUAUCCCUGCCUUCAGUGUUCAUGGAAACCACGACGAUCCAACCGGGGCUGAUGCUUUAUGUGCUCUGGAUUUAGUAAGCUGUGCAGGACUUGUCAAUCAUUUUGGACGUACCACGUCUGUAGAGAAAAUUGACAUUAGCCCCGUGCUGCUACAAAAAGGAUGCUCAAAGAUUGCUCUGUAUGGACUCGGCUCCAUACCAGAUGAAAGACUAUAUCGCAUGUUUGUUAAUAAACAAGUCACUAUGCUGCGUCCCCGCGAGGAUGAAUCGGAGUGGUUUAACUUGUUUGUUAUACAUCAGAACAGGAGCAAGCAUGGAGCUACAAAUUACAUUCCAGAACAGUUUUUGGAUGAUUUUUUGGACUUGGUGAUUUGGGGCCACGAACACGAGUGCAAGAUUGCUCCGGAGAGGAACGAACAGCAGCUGUUCUACGUGUCACAGCCGGGGAGCUCAGUAGCGACUUCCCUUUCACCGGGAGAGGCAGUAAAGAAGCACGUUGGCUUAUUAAGAAUUAAAGGGAAGAAAAUGAAUAUGCAGAAGCUACCAUUGCAAACAGUUCGCCAGUUCUUUAUCGAGGAUAUAGUCUUAGCUGACCAUGAUGACCUUUUUAACCCGGAUAAUCCAAAAGUGACCCAAGACAUAGAGAACUUUUGCAUCGAAAAGAUAGAAGCCAAGUUGGAUUUAGCAGAAAGGGAACGUUUGGGAAAUUCUCGCCAGCCUGAUAAACCCUUGAUCAGAUUACGGGUGGAUUACACAGGAGGCUUCGAACCUUUCAACACUCUCAGAUUCAGCCAGAGGUUUGUCGACCGGACUGCGAAUCCCAAGGAUAUAAUACAUUUCUUCAGGCAUAAAGAAUAUAAAGACAAGAAGGAUUCUGUACAGAUUGAUUUUGGGAAAUUUGAUAGAAAAGUUACUUCAGAGAUGACAACGCUGAGGGUAGAAGACCUCGUGAAGCAGUAUUUCCAGACUGCAGAGAAGAACGUUCAGCUUUCCCUACUGACUGAGAGAGGGAUGGGAGAGGCAGUUCAGGAAUUUGUGGACAAAGAAGAGAAGGAUGCCAUAGAGGAGCUGGUGAAAUUUCAGUUGGAAAAGACACAGAGAUUCUUAAAAGAACGUAAUAUUGAUGCCGAAGAGGAGAAAAUUGAUGAAGAGGUAAAAAAAUUCAGAGAGACAAGAAAAACGAAUACAAAUGAGGAGGAUGAAGAGGUUCGAGAGGCUAUAAACCGGGCCAAGCAGAAAUCCCAAACAGAAGACAUUAACAUGAGUGAAGAUGAGGAUAUUGGAAUGAAAAGCCUUGAUGACUCCGACGAGAAUAACUCGCCAGCACCAGUGCGCGGACGAGGACGAGGUCGGGCAAGAGGCCGUGGUCAGAGUACAACCACGAGAGGAACUUCCAGACGAGGAAGAGGAGGUGCAAGUGGUGAACUGCCCUCUAGUGGAAGAACGUCUAAAGCACCUGCCAAGAAUAUGUCUAUCAUUGAUGCAUUCAAAGCAUCCUCAUCAGCAAGACAAUCAACAGGAAGAAAUGUUCCCAAAAUGAAGUAUUCAGAGGAAAUCGAGGAUGAUGAUUCAGAUUUUGGGGAAGUGUCCUUUGUAUCUUCAUAUCGAACUGAUAAAAGACCUGCCAGUACAUCAUCUUCCUACAGCAAGAAAGGUUCGCAGAGUCAGGGGGGUGUAGGAGCCUUCAUAGAUGAUGAUGAGGAUGAAGAUGAUCCCUUCAAGAGCAGCGGAUCUGCCAGGCGGAAUCGGCGAUAGAACUUAUUGGUUGCUGAACACACUCUUGCAUGUUGUAUUAUAUCCUCCUUUGGUGUGACACGUUAAUGGCUACUCUGUGUCCUUGCUGAAGAUGCUGUGUAUCUUGGCUCAUUAGUCAGGCUGUUCUUUACUUCCUUUCUGUAGAUUUCCGUAGAGACAGCUCUUUAAGCAAAGCGAGGUCAGAUUACCUUUUUCUUUUGUUUUGUUUUGAUUUUUUUGUUACCAACUUGUAUUGCAAGAGUUGACGCCAGUAAUUGAAAUGUUAAGAUGAAUAAUUAUCUAUCAGUCCUGGCUGACAUUCAUUGUGUGCUGCGCUCUCUAAACUGAUGAACCCUUCAAUGUACAAUGCCUACACUGCCGCCCAGUCAGGUCGGAAAGAAAAGGAGUGAUAACAGAUGCGGUGGCCAUGGGAUUUGUUUGUCAGAACUCGCUUUAUGUCACUGUGAAUCACUAUAUAUAUGUCACGGUUACAUUAGAUAAGCCCGGUGACCGUUUUAACUUGUUUCAAAGAGAUUGUUUAUCAUUUACAAGUAAUGGUUGGAGUUGGAAUGACGGUUUGAAAUGCUGAAAUACACUAGCUAAUGGAAACAAAAUGAGAUGUAUGUUAACGCUCUCACGGCCACGCUUUAGUACUGUUGCCUUCCUCAAUGCUGGCUGAGUUAAAUUUUGACAGCUUUUGGACUCCACUCCUAUGGCCUCGUUCACCACCAUGUGGCCACCAUCUUGUUCUUCUAUAUAUCGAACGCAGACCAGCAUGUCAGUCCAUACUCAUGUAACGAGUGGUCUUUGUAUGUGGCAAAGAAAACAAAUGCAGCAUAAAAUACUUGAUAGGUUAACAUGUAUUUCCCGCGAAAUGCAAGUUAGUUGGGUAUUUCCCCACCUUCCCCCCCCCCUCCC
Pelobates fuscus (common spadefoot toad) is the source of this 3141-nucleotide messenger RNA. It is a transcript of the gene MRE11, whose product is annotated as MRE11 homolog, double strand break repair nuclease. Gene Ontology annotation, molecular function: single-stranded DNA endonuclease activity; 3'-5'-DNA exonuclease activity; manganese ion binding. NCBI's taxonomy places the organism in Eukaryota, Metazoa, Chordata, Amphibia, Anura, Pelobatidae. The transcript has 20 exons. The coding region runs from base 133 to 2244 and encodes 703 amino acids. Gene Ontology annotation, cellular component: Mre11 complex; nucleus; site of double-strand break. Gene Ontology annotation, biological process: meiotic DNA double-strand break formation; double-strand break repair via nonhomologous end joining; mitochondrial double-strand break repair via homologous recombination. The record is from RefSeq and is a predicted model, not a curated record.